AUGCUGGGCUCCAAGAACGGCUCAUCAAUCGGCAUGCAAUUCAUGACCCUCCUGGUUCUGGCUUCGCAGUUCGGCAUCAUAGCCGCCGUUCCGAAUCAACCCAUCCCUCAAACCCCGGCCCCGACGUCCGCGACGGCACAGAUGAAGGAUGCAGCAGGCGUACUUAAGGCCACGUUUCUGUUCUACCAUGGCAAAGAUGGGCUAACCAACGUGGCAAUCGAGUACUCCGGAGUGCCUUCCAAACAUGAAUUCAUCCUUCACAUUCACGAAAGGGCGCAUACCCCUGGCGAUUGUUCAAAUGCCGGUGUCGUCUACAACCCCACCAAUGUCGUCGAAACUAAGAAUUCUCAUCCAAUAGGGAAUCUUUCGGCGAGACACGGGAAGCUACUGGUCGGCUAUGGCGGCAAGACGACGCCGAUCAAGUUUAGCGACUCGAAGUUGAAGCUCGCGCCCAUCUCCGACGGUGGUAUCAUCGGCAGAACGGUGAUGAUCCACAACAGCAAUAAGGACAUCGUCGCUUGUGACAUCAUCAAGGUCAAAGCCUAA
Molecule: messenger RNA, 546 nt
Organism: Puccinia triticina
Lineage: Eukaryota; Fungi; Basidiomycota; Pucciniomycetes; Pucciniales; Pucciniaceae
Exons: 4
Coding region: 1-546 (181 amino acids)
Biological process (GO): superoxide metabolic process
Molecular function (GO): metal ion binding
Source: RefSeq, a predicted model, not a curated record